CAAUUUGUUUACACUCCACUAACACGUGUUGUCUCGGUUUGUUUACGUUCGGAACUUGGUCUCUUCUUUAUAUUUAAUAGACAGCUCAUACCCAAAGAUGGGGAAGAAAAGAAGGCACCAAGAGGUAGUAGAGGAAUCUGAAGAAGAAGAUUCACAGAAAAAAGACGAACCAGUGAUAGCUGACAAGAAGUUUAAUGAGUUUGAUGUGAAAAAUGUUGGGCAGCGUCUGAUCGUCGUGUUGGAGAGGGCUAAUUUGGAGAGUGUAAAGAAUGGCAAGAACUAUGAACUCCUAAACUGUGAUGAUCACAUGGGAAUGAUGAAGAAGUUCAAGAAGGACCCUGCAGAUUGCCGUCCUGAUAUCCUUCACCAGUGCCUCCUCAUGUUGCAGGACUCGCCUCUCAAUCAGGCUGGUAAACUUCAGGUGUACAUUCACACUGAAAAGAAUGUCCUUAUAGAAGUGAACCCGCAGUGCAGAAUACCAAGAACCUUCAAAAGAUUUGCUGGUUUAAUGGUCCAGCUACUUCACAAGAUGAGCGUGCGGGCUUCGGAUGGAAGCAUGAAACUGCUGAAGGUCAUCCGCAACCCAGUCAGUGACCACUUUCCCCCUGGUAUUAAGAAGAUCGGAACCUCUUUCCAGGCCAAGAACCUCGUCAACCCACGGUCACUUGUCCCCCCCAAGGAAUCACUUGUUGUGGUUAUAGGGGCAAUGGCUCAUGGCAAAGUGGAGGUGGACUACACAGAAGAGGAAGUAUCAUUCUCGAACUAUCAUCUCUCGGCUGCUCUUGCCUGUUCCAAGUUGUGCAAUGGCUUUGAGGAAGUGUGGGGCAUCAAGUAAUGACAGGAAAAGUUACAUUUGUGAAUGCUGUUAAUUGUGAUGUUUGUCAUAAUAUAGAUUAUAUGU
Messenger RNA from Penaeus monodon (black tiger shrimp), 901 nucleotides. Its product is annotated as ribosomal RNA small subunit methyltransferase NEP1-like. NCBI's taxonomy places the organism in Eukaryota, Metazoa, Arthropoda, Malacostraca, Decapoda, Penaeidae. The record is from RefSeq and is a predicted model, not a curated record. Gene Ontology annotation, biological process: rRNA base methylation. Gene Ontology annotation, cellular component: small-subunit processome; nucleolus. The transcript is spliced from 5 exons. Bases 98 to 835 code for a protein of 245 amino acids. Gene Ontology annotation, molecular function: rRNA (pseudouridine) methyltransferase activity; rRNA binding.